Meira miltonrushii is the source of this 2226-nucleotide messenger RNA. RefSeq lists its product as uncharacterized. The transcript has a single exon. The record is from RefSeq and is a predicted model, not a curated record. The coding region runs from base 130 to 2181 and encodes 683 amino acids. Gene Ontology annotation, molecular function: hydrolase activity. Gene Ontology annotation, cellular component: endoplasmic reticulum. Gene Ontology annotation, biological process: GPI anchor biosynthetic process. Lineage: Eukaryota; Fungi; Basidiomycota; Exobasidiomycetes; Exobasidiales; Brachybasidiaceae.
GUUUUAAGCAACACCCAAAGCACCGCACAGACUUGCGUUCCUUUUUCUUCUCCUUCUUCUUCUUCUUCUUCGCAUUUCCAUUAUCAUUUUUACCUGAUCGUGACUUAACAAAGAUCGAUUUGAUAUCAUAUGGUAUUACCACUGCAUGAUCAUCAUGAUGACUAUACAACGACCGAUCACGAUAAUGACACAAAGGUAAAGGUAAAAAAGGGAUUCUUACGUAAAUCGUUCGACGUUCUUUUCACUGAUGGUCGCGGUACGAUACAUAUACUACGAUGGACGGGAUUUCUGAUCGUUUUAUGGAAUGAAAGGCUCGCAUUCCUUCUCACUUCUCUACGUUGCAUUCCCUCAGAUCAUGCUUCUACUUCCAAAGAUCCAAUUUCUAAUCCAGGUGUACACCGAAUGAUGAUCACAAUCUUGGCAGAUCCACAAUUGAUCGAUCGAGAGUCGUACGAACAUUUGAAUGAUUUACCCCUAGGUUUAAACAAGGUGGCAUAUAAAGUCGUUCGCUGGGCCGCAAAUACGUACGUACGCAAAGCCUUCCAAGCAGUUGUUCGAAUCCAAGGUCGUGCUCAAAGCGAUUCAGUGAUUUGGUUGGGCGAUCUGUUGGAUGGCGGAAGAAGAGCGGUUAAUACAAACGAAGACGUACUACAGUACGAACGCCAUGUUUCAAGGUUCAAGAGCCUAUUUCCGGAACGUGUUCCGACUGUCUAUGUUCCUGGAAAUCAUGAUAUUAGGAUACCCUUGACGCACAAUGUCAUUUUCGAAGGUGAAAGUCUAGAAUCUCGUCGACGUUGGUUACAAUCUUGGGGGACGUGGUAUGACGUUGAACGCAAGAGGUACACUUGGUCUGUCGGGCAAUCGGUCAAAGACACCGGUGCUCAAUUGCAUCAUACGAUCACAAGUAGAAACACCAAAGGAGGUAAAAGAGAACACAUCGAUUCGCUUUACCAGAAAAGAGAAAAGCAAGUUUUUGAUCAACAUCAAAAGAGAGCACCUCUUCCUUCCUUUUCACAGAAAUCACCUUCACAAAGAGUGAUCUUGCGACCGAAAGGCGGCCCUCAACGGAUUGUAAUCGAAUCGAAUGACUGGAAGAGAACGGUAAAUGCUCGGUUUCCAUUGUACUUGAACAGCAACAGUGAAAAUCCAACGCAUGAAAUCGCAUUAGUGGAUGCCUUGCACCUUGCAGGAAUGUCACCUGCUACUUCAUCUUUCGACAAUAAGGAACAAGAAGAUUUGGAUUCGGCAUGGUUGAAACAACACGAUCAUCUUGAUUUUCAACAACAGAUCAAAGAUUCACAAUGGUAUAAAGAGGGAAAGACACGAUUUCCAGAGACGAUAGACUUUAUCGAAGGCAUACAAAGCACAUCUGCAGCAAGCACUUCGGACGUACAAGAGCCUGUGCGAAUCUUGAUUUCGCAUAUACCUCUUCAUAGACCAGCUGGCACGCCAUGUUCAACGCAGCAUUCUCUCACGAGUACGAAUAGCUCAGAUCAAGCGGUCCGCAUCGAUGAUCAAGGCUGGCAUAGAGAAUCCUUUCAUAGGGAUAGUAUCGAACAAGGCGUUGAUCAGUAUGCAACUUAUCAAAACGCUUUGGCAAGACCGGUAUCCAAAUGGCUCUUACAUCAUUCCAAUGCAAAAUUGAUCUUUUCUGGAGAUGAUCAUGAUCAUUGUCACGUUCGACAUCAAUAUUCGCAAGAGGAUGAUCAACAAGGCCAUUUUGCUGAAGAGUUAACAUUAAAAGCUUUCAGCAUGACCGGAGGUGUACGUAAACCUGGUUAUGCAAGAUUGCUUUUGAAUUGGGAUGAUCAAUUGCAAAAAGCCAGUGCGAUCGCCAUGCCUUGUGCUUUACCUGAUCAAAUUGAGAUUUGGACAAAAGUGUACCCUUUGAGUUUAUCAGCAUUAAUCUUGUUUUUGAUUAUCGAUCGUAAAUGGAUAUUUGGGAGAGGAAUAGAUCGAUGGAUGAGAGAUAAAAUGAUCGGAUUUCAUUCUUCUUCUAAUGCAUUUCCCAUCACACCCCUUCGCUCUACAACGGGUGGAUUCGAAGCAAGGGCUAGAAGAGAAAUCAGAAGGACAGCUAUGCUGAAUAGACCAAUUUUUAUAGAAAGGAAUAUUCUACGAGAAGUACGGGGGAUGAUUUUGCUACCAUUGAUAGUUUGGCUUUGGUUACAAUUGUUUUAAUAUGAUCAUCAAUUUCAUUAUCAAGAUAGCAGGCUGUCCGUUGAG